Messenger RNA from Microplitis demolitor, 4359 nucleotides. RefSeq names its product hemicentin-2 (gene ed). Gene Ontology annotation, biological process: cell-cell adhesion. Bases 789 to 4343 code for a protein of 1184 amino acids. Gene Ontology annotation, cellular component: cell-cell junction. The record is from RefSeq and is a predicted model, not a curated record. Gene Ontology annotation, molecular function: cell adhesion molecule binding. NCBI's taxonomy places the organism in Eukaryota, Metazoa, Arthropoda, Insecta, Hymenoptera, Braconidae. The transcript has 7 exons.
CCGUUGAAAGGCGCGCAUGUUUAACAUUCUCCCAUGUACUUUUGCUCAGUACAUCUAUCCAAGUCACAUCUUUCGCGCCAACAGUCCACCAAUUUUAUUGUUUUUAUUUAUUUAUUUUUUUUAAUUUCCCAGUGCACGCAACUGAGGAUCGCUUAUUAGUAAUCAAAAUACUAUUACUUUUAAGUGCAAUUAUUUUAUUCACCACAAGUGAAAGUGUUUUUAAAAGAAUAUAUAUAUGCAUAUAUAUAUUCUUUUUAACAUUCCACUAGGAUAUUUUUAAAUUUAUUUAAAAAAUAAAUUUGUGUGCUGUGUGAGCUCGUGUGAUUUGUGUAUCAUUUUUGGAGCUUGUGCCAAUUUUUUUUAUUUAUGGAUAACAAUAUUGUGUUAUGUUACUUAUGAUCUGUAAUUACAUAUAUUCGAGCGAGAAAAUAGUGUGAUAGAUAUAUUUAUUCGCUGAUGAGAUUUGCAGCCGAGUGAUUUUUUUAAGUGAUCGGAACAAGUGAUUGAGCAGACAAAUAAUGAGGUACGAUAUCGUACGGUGAAAAAUUGUUUUUUUGGUUUUUAUUAUUUUUUAAGUGUUUGAGUUUAUAUAUUUUUUUACAAAAUAUAUACAUGCAAGAGAAACUAAAUAUUAUAUAUACAUAUAUUUUGUGCGGUAAGCUUAAAAGCGCGUGUUUGCCGCGCGUGCUCUAGUUACCCUCGUGGGCUGAUAACAUUUUUGCCACCUGUGCCAAGUGGAUUACUAAUACUGACGUGGAUGAGAUAUUACCGCGGUCAUUUACGUCAAUAUGGAUACAAGAGAGCUGUCUAGAAUCAUGCAAUUUCUCUGGAUAAACAUAACAAUCUUGCUCUUGUGUAACGCUCUAUCACAAGUGCAAGCAGCCGAAGAAAGCCAAGUUGACACGCAAGAGGGCUCAACCGUGCUGCUCAGAUGCCGAUUUCAGAACGUCAAAGAAAAUGCCACGAGCUUCUGGUUAACUCACACUAACAAUGUGCACGACAAUGCGGCAAUCGAUGACAAGCCCCUGUCGCCAAAUUAUAGCGUCUACAUGAACCUUAAAGAGGGGCGUUAUGACUUGGAAAUUCGCAACGUAUCAUAUGAACGCAAUAAUGGUAAAUAUGAAUGUCGUAUCAAGAUGAGCGGAAGUGGGGAGAAUUUGUAUCACAAAAAUGUGACACUCACGGUACUGAGGGCACCGGGACCGCCAACUAUUUCACCGACUUCGACCCCAGCCACUGAGGGCAAACCUCUUCAGUUACACUGUAACACUAACGGAGGUAGCCCUGAACCCGAGGUAAAAUGGUAUCGUGACAACAGCGUACGACUUCUUCACACUGGUCGCACUCUUGAGAUUGUACCGACGAAAAAUGACAACGGAGCUAUUUUUCGGUGUGUUGUACGUAAUCGGGCUAUGCCUGACGGCGAAACACUGAAUGCGUCUGUGAGAUUAGACGUUGACUACUUUCCUCGUGUGACAGUUGGCCCGGAAAAUCCUCUAAAGGUCGAGGUAAACGGCAGAGCUGUUUUAAAAUGUAACGUUGAUUCAAAACCAGCAGUCGGUAUGGUUCGUUGGAUGAGAGAUGGAAGUUUUAUUGCGACCAGCUUUGAACACGUGAUACCACGAGUAGCGGUUCAAGAUGCCGGAAAGUAUACCUGUGAAGCGGACAACAAUAUUGGAAAAAGUGGUGAAGCAUCGCUGACCCUUGAUGUACUGUAUCCACCGACAGUUAAGAUAGAAGGUGACACAACGCGUAUUGCUGAGGUUGAAGAUACAAUAACAGUACACUGUCAUGUAUCCGCAAAUCCACUGGCAUCGAUUAUCGAGUGGACUCGUGAAGGACGACAGGAAUUCCGUGAAUCUGGACCUCUAUUGCGGCUGAAUCGCGUCACCGCUGAUCACGCUGGGAAUUAUACUUGUCAGGCGAUCAAUAUCAUACAUCCUACCGGUGGUGAGAGCAAGAAUUACUCAGCACAGGCACGGGUUAACAUUCGCAUACGUCACAAACCAGGACCGGCUAGAGUAACUCCAGACUCGCCGGUUGCGGUCGAAAAUACGCGAGUUAUACUCACAUGUAUGGCUAGCCCCGCUGGUUAUCCAGAACCUCAGUACAAAUGGUGGAAGGAGGGAGAUGAUCAGGGUCUACAGCUGCCUAUUGAGACAACUGGACCGCAGUUUAUCAUACCUUCAGUCCAUCUAGGUCAUGACGGUACAUACAAAUGUCAUGCACUCAAUGAAAUUGGUACAGGCGAAGCUGCUUCUAUCAAACUUACUGUCACUCAGCCACCCAAAAUUCUCACUAAAUUACAGCCCCACGUCACAAGAAAAGUCGGGGAAUCAUCUUUCUCAGUGGUGUGUGUCGCUCAAGGUAAACCAGUGCCCUCAGUCCGUUGGUUGAAAGACGAAGAGGAUCUCACUGCGGAUGUGAGUCUAUACAAAGUAGAAACGCGACACUCAAAAGGUCACGGCAAUGUUAUAACUGUUAAUUCAACUCUGAGUUUCCUCGGACACGCGCGUCCUCAAACUGACAAAAUAAUUGCGAGCGAUCGUGGCAAGUACACAUGUGUAUUCAGCAAUGACGUUAAAAGAGUCGAGUCCCAGAUGAUGUUAAAGGUCGAACAUGCGCCAAUAGCUUUGCACAAGCACAACAAAGUUGCCUACAAUUUGCGGGAAACCGCUGAAGUAAUGUGCAAAGUACAGGCUUGGCCAAAGCCCGAGUUCCAAUGGAAAUAUGGAUCUAACUCGGCGCCCCUUCAGGGCUCGUCCAGUGACGGACAUUACGAGAUAGGGACAAUACUCGAAAAUGACGAUAUUUAUACCUCGGUAUUGAAGAUAACGGGUAUCAAGGAAACAGAUUACAAUAACUACAGCUGUCAUGCGAUAAAUGCCCAGGGUGUUACUACCUCCGUAAUUACGCUGCAACCCAAAGGCGCACCAGAGAAACCAACAGAUCUCACAGCUUUGGAGAUCGGACCAACUUAUGUGGCAUUACAGUGGGAAAUUGGUUUUGACGGCGGUCUUGAGAUCACUAAAUACUUCGUGUCUUAUCGGCGCAUACCCAGCGAGGAUGAAACAAUUGCACCAGACUGCGCAUCCCCACGUAGUCCAGCUGGCCAAUGGCUGGAGCGCGAUUGUCGGCGUGCUAAUCCCUGCAAUAUUACAGACCUUGAGCAACAUCAAAAGUACACAUUCAAAGUAAAAGCGUACAAUACUAAAAACCACUCUGAUUAUUCAGACGAAAAAACGUUUGUCACAACGGUCGCUAAAAUCCCUGCACCAAAUCGCGUUACAUUUGAUCCCGAGAGCAAUAAUCUUGUAAUAAAUGUCGGGCCGACUUGUCUCGCUGUGGUAGCAUCUAUUGAACGGUUGGACAGUGGACCAAACGACCUCUGGAAAAUAGUAGACGAGUGGCUGCUCGAAGUUCUAGGCAGUUCAGCCACUACCAAAGAUGGAAUGCUCAAUGACCCAGAUAUGUCCAAUACGGGAUCACGUCUCAGAGUAAGACUUUGUUUGCAAUCUGACAAACAAAAAUGCGGCGAUUGGACUGAAGCUGAAGUUGGACCGUCUUUAGUUCAAGCAAAUGCAAUAGCAACGCCAACAUUGAUCGCGAUAGUAGUCAGUGGCGCAGUGUUCCUUCUUUUUGCAGCUCUGUUACUUUUAUUCUUCCGAUGCAAAAGAAAGCACACGGCCAAAGCCAAAGACUACGAAAUGGAUUCCAACGCGGUACGACCAAGUUUGGUCACUGGAAAUGGACAGCAGACCCAAGCCCCGCCACCGUACUAUGCCGAGAACAAGGCACUCGAGCAUAGUCUAGAUCGAGCUCUCGCUAUGGAGGACUCUAAAACACCUGCUUACGCUCAACCGGCUUAUAAUUGGCGUCAGCCCAAUCACAUCAAUGGUGAAAACGGUGUCAACAUGGGCUACUUGGACAACAGCUAUUCCAAUUCAAAUAACGGUGGCUCCGUAAACUCCCAGGACUCUAUUUGGCAGAUGAAGUCAGCCGCGGCCAAUGGCGCUAAUCCCCCUUACGAUCUUGGCGGAUACGCUGCUACUGAGUCUGACUACCCGGCCCACCCACACUAUCUUCCGCAGCGUGAGGAUUACCGCGAGAACCACAACCUAAGCAGACAACAAUUCUGUGCCGAGCCCUAUCCCAAUGUGGUCAAGUCUCAGAAACAUGUCGAUUCGCCGUAUGACGUGUCUGGGUUGCCUUAUCAAGAAGCGUACGACGAGGACGCAAAGCCGCCCCAACAGGUGAGCCUCUCUUACGACGAGAGUCUCGAAUCCGGAUACUCAACUCCCAACGGCCGACGGCCGAGAAUAAUAAGGGAGAUAAUUGUCUGAGAUCAGCCUACUGGCU